Salarias fasciatus (jewelled blenny) is the source of this 6532-nucleotide messenger RNA. RefSeq names its product YLP motif containing 1 (gene ylpm1). NCBI's taxonomy places the organism in Eukaryota, Metazoa, Chordata, Actinopteri, Blenniiformes, Blenniidae. The transcript is spliced from 22 exons. Gene Ontology annotation, cellular component: nucleus. Gene Ontology annotation, biological process: regulation of telomere maintenance. The coding region runs from base 289 to 6201 and encodes 1970 amino acids. The record is from RefSeq and is a predicted model, not a curated record.
ACGUCGCCGGCUCGCGUUUUGUGCUUUAUCGUCCGCCAUUCAGUAAAAAAGAAGUAUUCAAAACGGUUUUCUCGUAUCGUUUUACACACAAGUGAAUGUGUACGCUUCUCUAGCUGAAGGUUACUAUCCGUGCGACAUCUGUUUUAUUUAGCUCGUCAUUCCGCAGGCUGGAAAUGACCAUGGCGACGUUAGGUUCGUCAAAGGUAGGCCGACAUUAGCCGCUAGCUUCGUUAGCCGCUGCUGUUGCGUGUGCCCAUAAAGGUGACGUGCCGCUCUGUUGUUUCAACAAUGUUUCCAAACUGGGGGAAUUUCGGUGCACCCCAGCCUAAUAACUUUGGGGGAGCUGGUCCUCGCAAGCAGCUGGCCGGUAACCAGAAUGCUGGGUUCGGAUUCGAGGCCGCCACGCCUUCCAGCGGCUCCCUGUUCUCCAGCCUGCAGGAGCAGCACAUGCAGCAAAUGCAGCAGCUGCAGAUGUUGCACCAGAAGCAGUUACAGUCCGUACUACACCACGGCAACAAUACCAGCGCGUACGGAGGUGGACACUCCGGUGGGUAUCCGGGCCCAGCGUGGCAUGCGGAAGGAGCCGGGCAUCAAGACAGUGGUGCCCGCCCCCAGUCGUUUUACGGACAGGAGCCUCAGGCUCGGGGGGUACCACCUGCCCCAAAACCGGGAUAUCAGCCUCCUCCCCCUCCAUCGCAACCCACCGAGCCUCAGCCGGUUCCACCGCCUCCAGAGCCCCAUGCAGCAAAGCCACCGGACAGCGGCGGUCCUCCUAAAGCCAAGCAGGCAACCGAAGAGCAAGCCACUACAGAAGAUGACAAUUCCGUACCUUUACAGGAGCAGCAGCAGCUUUGGUACAAAAAACAUCUGCAGAAUCUACAAAAACUGAAGCAAGAAAAAGCCAAACAGAAUCAGCGAGAGAGUGAUGGACCUGCACUACCACCACCUUUGAGCCAGACAGGUGCUCCCCCCCCUCCAAAAGAGCCUCCAAAAAGCACACCACCUCCACCUCCACCUAAAGAGGAGCCACCAGCACCACCUCCACCACCUCUGGAAAUAAAGCCUGAAAUCCCGAAAGACCAAGAGGAAGCCGCCCGUCUCCAGCAGUUACAGGCUGCAGCAGCACAAUGGCAGCAGGUGCAACAGCAGAGAGUGGGCAUGCAAUACCAGGCUUUAAUGCAGCAGCACGAAAAACUUCAGCAGGUCCUAGAAAAGUACCAGCAGGUGAUUCAACAACCCACAAACUUACAGUCCAUGACAGCUGAAAUGCAGCUGAGGCACCAUGAAAUGCAACAGCAGCAGUUCACACCUUUAUUCCAAGAGUGGGACCGGUCCUUUGCUCUGUGGUAUGAGCAGUUCCAGACGUACCCUCAUAAAGACCAACUGCACGACUAUGAGCACCAGUGGAAGCAGUGGCAGGAACAGAUGAAUGCUACCAAUGCCCACCUACAAGAAAGGAUAGCCACUCUCUCUGCCAUGGUGCCAUUUGCCAUCGGCCAAUAUAAUAGUGGAAUGAUGGGGCAAUUUAAUCAGUACCCUGGACAAGAUAUGCAGAUGCAGCAGCAGUCAGUAAACACAGGUAUUCAGCAGUCCCCAGCUGCUGGUGGUCCUGCAUCCCAGGGUGGUCUAGUGCGAGGAAGUGGCCCUACUGGUGUGGGAGUCAGACCCUUGGGUCCCCAGGGUGUUACACCAACAAGCUUCAACAGUGCUCGAGGUCCAAAUGGAACCAACCCCAGAUUUGAUCAGCCACACCAAGGUUUUGAUGGUCCUCCACGCUUCGACCAACCACAGCAGCGCUUUGAUGGUCCCCCAAGGUUUGACCAACCAAGACAUCGUUUUGAUGGUCCGCCAAGGUUCGACCAGCCAAAACGUUUUGACGGUCCACCGCGAUUUGAUCAGCCGCAGCAUCGUUUUGAUGGUCCUCCAAGGUUUGACCAACCAAGGCAGCGCUUUGAUGGUCCCCCAAGAUUUGACCAACCAAGACACCGUUUUGAUGGUCCCCCAAGAUUUGACCAACAACGCCAGCGCUUUGAUUGUCCUCCCAGGUUUGACCAACCUCGAUUUGGGCAGCAGCCGAGAUUCGAAGCUCCAAGACACCCUGGCCCUCCACCUAGAGCUGAAUGUCCGCCAGUGUCCCAGCAAACACCGAAGCCAGAACCAACUGUUCAAAAACCUUCCACUGUGGACACAAAGAAACCAGAAUUAUCAGCCUCUCAGCGGCAGUCUGAAAAACAAAAAUGUGAUACAGAUAACAAAUCAGAUAAAACCACUCCUGAUGAAGACAUGACAGAUGACAACUUACUUGGAACUGAUGGAUUUUUUGUCCCAAAUGACCCAAUUCCUCAGACAGUCACAAAAAAUGUUUUGUCAAAAGAUGUAGAGAACACCACCUCCGACGGUAGUGACAAACCCACAGCAGUGAACAGUGACCCCUCUGUACCUACUACCUCUGCCACAGUUUCACAAAACACUGUAAAGAAUGCCCUCAAGCAAGAUGAACCCAAAAUACCCCAUAAUAUCCCCAAGUCCCUGGAAGUAGAGUCACCAAGUGCUGGCAAUUUGCAGCUAAGGCCAGAGCCUCCGUUGCCUCCCACUGGUCGUGGACGUGGCCAGCCCCCGAUGCCUGUCCAAAUGCGUGGACGAGGACGUGGGCAGAAGGGCAGUGGAGAGUUCAGGGGACCGAGCACUGGGCCACUUGGGGAGGAGGAAGAGGAAAUGUCUUAUGACUAUGUGCAACCAGAAGAGAGCGAAGGAAUGCCAGAGGAGCAGGAGAACUAUGACUAUGAGGAGCCUUUCUAUGACGAGUUUGGUGGAGAGGACUCAGAGAUCCCACGUGAGGAUAUUUGGAUGCCAGAUGAACACUACCCGGAGGAAGAGUAUUAUGAAGGGCCAAUGGGAGGACCUCACAUGGGAAGAGGCAGACCUCCAAUGAUGAGAGGAGGACCCCCUAUGGGAAGGGGAGGUCCACCAAUGGGUAGAGGUGGGCCUCCUAUGGGAAGAGGAGGUUUCCCUAUGGGAAGAGGGGGUCCACCAUUUGGUAGGGGAGGGCCGCCAGUGGGCAGGGGAGGGCCGCCAAUGGGCAGAGGAGGUCCACCAAUGGGCAGGGGAGGGCCACCAAUAGGUAGAGGGGGGCCCCCUAUGGGAAGAGGAGGACCGCCAAUGGGCAGGGGAGGGCCACCAAUGGGCCGCGGGGGUCCGCCAAUGGGCCGAGGGGGACCUCCAAUGGGCCGGGGGGGACCUCCGAUGGGCCGAGGGGGCCCACCUAUGGAAAGAGGAGAGCCAUUUGAUGAACAGUGGGAGGAACAUGAAUUAGCAGAAUACCCAGAGGAAGGAGACCCCUACUGGAGUGAAAGAAGACCUCCAAUGAGAGGUAUGAGACCCCCGUUUCCACCCGGCUGGGGUCGUCCCCCACGUGGUCACCCUGCGUUCAUGCAUCCUGGACGAGGACGCCCCCUUCACCCUCCACACGGGCCAAUGGAUGACGAGCCCUUAGACUAUGAAGCAGAUGCUGAUGAUCCCAGCGUAGAUUCAGCAGGCCCACCUAUGUAUGAUGGACAUGACCCUCACAUCCAUCCAAUGCAUCCUGAAGCUGGAAGAGGCAGGCGUCGCAUGCUGCCACCACCGCCUCGUGAAAUGAUGGAGGAGGCAUAUCAUGACGAAAUGCGGGAACAAGAAUUGGGUUGGCAGCCGCCCCAUGGCAGAGGCGCUCCAUUGCCCCCUCAUGAGAUAAUAGACAGGGGAGGAAUGAGGAGGAGACCAAUGGGACGGGGAAUGGCAAGAGGCAUGUGGCACCACGGCCCAGACCGUGAGGAAUAUAAAGAGGAUACUGAGACUUAUGUUGAGGACUACAAUCAUGGUGAAGGUGGUCAUCGCUGGCGGGCACCACCAGAUUACCCUCCUGAAGAACAUCCACGUGAUGCCAAAUAUCAUGAAUACAGAGAGCGAUCCCCUCAUGAGCGGGGCUAUGCUCCUCGCAUGCUCCCACCUGAGGCUUUCAGAGAUAGUCAUUGGGAAGAGGAAAGAGAGAGAGAAAGGGAAAGAGGUCACCCGUAUCGAUAUGAUGAACAUGAAAGAGGAAAGGGAGAACUCAGAAUUCAUGAAUACAGAGAUGGUUCACCUUACCGACGAGAAGAACCACCCUACCCACCGCCCCCGGACUGGGAAAGGCGUCCCAGGCCUUUUUCACCACCAGAGCGGGGCUAUCCUUCAGAUUAUCCAGACAGACCUCGCUAUGACGACCUCAGAGAAGAUCCUCCUUUGGAUAGACCUGCUGCACCUCCAGCUGUCACAAGCUUGCCAGAGAGUUCGGCUGAAUCCCAAGGAAUGAGCGGAAAUUUGCUUGCCCUAUCCCAACGGCAACAUGAGAUCAUUUUAAAGGCUGCUCAGGAGCUUAAGCUAAUAAGGGAAUUACAGGAGGCCAAGACCCCCGGUACUGAGCCUCAGCAGCCUGCUCCAGCUGAUAAUCUACCCGAGCUACCUGCCGGGCUCCUUGGAUUGGAGAUCCCACCAGAAGUCAGGAAUGUUCUGAAGGGUAUGACGGUUACUUCACAGACAACAGCAACUGAAGCUGCCACACAUUAUCAACCUGCUGCACCUCCUGUGAUUCCAAAAACAGUUGAUUAUGGACAUGGGCAUGAGCCCGGAACAACUGUUGAGCGAAUCUCUUAUGGUGAGAGAAUAGUGUUGAGGCCUGACCCAGUGACAACAGACAGAGGCUACGAAAAAGAACUGCUUGGUCCCAGAGAUCCCUACAGCAGAGACCCAUAUUACGAUCGACGAUCAGACCCUUACAUGGAUCGCCGGGACUACGCCAGAGAGAGGGAAUCAUACAGAGAAAAGCCCGACUAUGAAAGAGAACGAUUUGAGAGGGAACGCUACCCCCCAAGGGAGAGAGAUGACAGCACACAAGCCAUGGUUGAAGAAAGAUCUCCACUGGCGCAUCCUCUACGCUCAGCAUACAGGGAGAGAGACCGAGAUGUGCGAGAAAAGGAGCGGAGCGGCAGUCGUGAUCCCGAGGAUCAUUAUGGAAGGCUGCCCUAUGACAGAUCUUCAUACGAGCGCACUGGACUUGACCGAAGUGGACCUGACCGUUAUGGACACAGCUCCUCGCCUUAUGUAGAAAGAAGAAGUAAUCCGGAGAGCAGAGGACCAUCUGCUGCCCCUCCCCUCCAGCCACCUCCACAGCCUCCCCCCAGAAUUGAGAAAAAGCCAGAAAUAAAGAACAUCGACGACAUCCUGAAAACACCGGGCAGACUGUCUCGGCCUGAGCGGAUUGUCAUUAUCAUGAGAGGACUUCCAGGAAGUGGCAAAAGCCACGUUGCAAAACUCAUUCGGGACAAAGAAGUUGACUGUGGUGGAGCGCCUCCGCGAGUUCUCGUCUUGGACGACUAUUUCAUGACCGAAGUUGAGAAAACCGAAAAAGACCCAGACACUGGGAAAAGAGUCAAAAAAAAGGUUCUUGAGUACGAGUAUGAGCCGGAGAUGGAGGAUACCUACCGGAACAGCAUGCUCAAAACGUUCAAGAAAACCCUGGAUGACGGCUUUUUCCCGUUCAUCAUCUUAGACACAAUAAACGACAAGGUUAAACACUUCGAUCAGUUCUGGAGUGCUGCCAAAACCAAAGGCUUCGAGGUGUAUCUGGCUGAAAUCACUGCAGACACUCAAACUUGUGCAAAAAGAAACGUCCAUGGACGCACAGUAAAGGAUAUAACCAAGAUGUCCAACAACUGGGAGCCUUCGCCCCGUCACAUGGUGCGUCUGGAUGUCCGGUCCCUGCUUCAGGAUGCUGCUAUUGAGGAGGUUGAAAUGGAAGACUUCAAUCCUGAGGACGAGCCCCAAGAACCCAAGAGAGAAGAGGAGGAAGAGGGUGAUAUGGGCUACAUUCCAAAAAGCAAAUGGGAGAUGGACACGUCCGAGGCCAAACUGGACAAGCUGGACGGUCUGAGCGGCGGCGGGAAGAGGAAGCGCGACGGCGAAGACAUGGCAGGCCUGGAGGACUACCUUCAGCUGCCAGACGACUAUGCCACCCGCAUGUCUCAACCCGGAAAGAAAAGGGUCCGGUGGGCUGAUCUGGAAGAGCAAAAGGACGCAGAUAGAAAGCGUGCGAUCGGUUUUGUGGUGGGUCAAACGGACUGGGAGAGGAUAACGGACGAGAGCGGCCAGCUGGCGCAGAAAGCUCUCAACCGCACCAAGUAUUUCUAAGAAGACGAUGAUCUUGUUCCUUUUUUUUUAAGUUCAUUGCAAGGGAUCCAGACUGGGAGCCCUGAAGUUCUACUGCUGGUGAAAGAUUCUUCAAUCACAUUCUCACUUCAUUAAAUGACCCAAUACGGUCCCCUCCCCCUGGAUAUUAACUCUGAAUGUCGUCAUCGAGGAUACAUAGCGUCAUGCUUUUUUGCUGCUUUUUUCUUCUUCUUUCUUUUUUUUUUUUUUUUUUUUUUUUUUACUCUUCCUACUUGUUGUAUACCUGUAGCAUCAAUUUGUGUUCAUGCAUAGCUGUUGAUGGAGAAUAAAUGUUUCACAAAAUUCUCAACCU